AUGAAUUUUGCAGCGCUUUUUUAUGGAGAAGAAGGUGCAAGAUUAGAUCAAGCUUUUCAGUUAGCAUUUAUUGAAAACGAGUCUCCUCUUUCCAUCUUACUUAAAGGCGAUUCAGGAAUAGGCAAAUCCUAUAUUGUUCACCAAUUAGCCAAAAAAUAUAAUGUCACAGUCUAUACUGCUAUGUUAGGCGAUCUUGCUGCUAAUUAUCGAGGGCAACUCAAUCAUGGACUAAAACGCAUUUUAUGGAAGGCAAAGGCUCCUAAUAGUCUUAUUCUGAUGGAAGAUAUUGAUAGUUUUUUCCCUGGACACGGAGAGAUUGACAAUGGAGUAUUAAUCAAGAUGCUUCAGACUUGGCUACAAACUAUUCAUCAUCAAGUAGGAUUUAUUGCAACAACACGUCAUCCUGAACGAAUAAGUACGCAUGCUUUUCAUUUAUUUAAAGAUGAAAUUCAAUUAGAUAUUCCUAUACCUGAAGAAAGAUAUAAAAUUAUGCAACAUAUUAUUAAGCAAUCACAUUUUAGUAUGAUAGGCGAUGAUAAACUUAUUCGACAAUUAUCAAAUCAAGCCCAUGCAUUUGUUGCUGCUGAUCUUGCACAUUGGUGUCGGUUAGCAGAAGAGGAUGCCAUAAAAAAUAAACAACAAAAAGUUGGACAGGAUAAUUUUGAAAGGACAUUAAAACAUGUUAAACUCACCAGUAGUGGAGGAAUUAAUAUGGCAGAAAAGCCUGAUCCAGUGCGAUGGAAUGAUAUUGGUGGCUUAAAAGAAGCUAAAGCUGCAUUAGAGGAAUCAGCAAUUUGGAUAUACCAACAUGCAGAUGCUUAUCAACGUCUAGGGAUUUCACCCUCUAAAGGGAUAUUAUUGUAUGGUCCACCAGGAACAGGAAAGACUCUUCUGGCAAAAGCAGUAGCUACUGAAUCUUCUGCUAACUUCUUACCUGUCCAUAUUCCUGACCUCAUCAAAGGCGAAGUAGGAGAAUCUGAAAAAGCUGUCUCAACUAUUUUUAAGACUGCUAUACGAUGUAGUCCUUGUGUUAUCUUUUUAGAUGAACUUGAAGCAAUUUUUUCAUCAAGAGAAAGUACUGGAGAUGUUGGAAGAAAGCUUAUUUCACAAUUUUUAAUCGAGAUGGAUCAUCUUGAUAAGUUAGUGGAUCAGCAAGUGAUUUUAUUAGGUGCAACCAAUCAUCCAGAAAUGAUUGAUCGAUCCAUAUUAAGACCGGGGCGAUUAGAUCGUCUAGUCUAUGUGGGCCCGCCAGAUCGUGAAGAGCGACUAGCAAUCUUAAAAGUAUUAAAACAGAAAACUAGGUUGAACAGUGACAUUCAAUUGGAUCUCAUAGCUGAUCAGACAGAAGGUUACACUGGUGCUGAUCUUAAAGCUGUCAUUCGAAAAGCAGGGCUUUUAGCUUUAAAACAAAAUUUAACGGAAAUUCAACAGAAGAAUAUAGAACAAGCAUUAACGUUUGUUACCCCAUCAGUUAACUGCGAUAUUGUUAUGGAAUAA
Cokeromyces recurvatus is the source of this 1497-nucleotide messenger RNA. RefSeq names its product P-loop containing nucleoside triphosphate hydrolase protein. NCBI's taxonomy places the organism in Eukaryota, Fungi, Mucoromycota, Mucoromycetes, Mucorales, Mucoraceae. Bases 1 to 1497 code for a protein of 498 amino acids. Gene Ontology annotation, molecular function: ATP binding; ATP hydrolysis activity. The transcript is spliced from 5 exons. The record is from RefSeq and is a predicted model, not a curated record.